CAACAACACAGUCGUCUCUUUUACUUUCACGUUUGUCUGUAUCUGGUUUAGACUAUCCACGCUGGCAUUGAAUGUCAGCCCAGAGAUCCAGAUCAGUCUACGAUAGUCGCCAAGGAAGUGUGUUGUGAGUUUACUCGCGGUGCGAGUCUAAUAAAACAAUAAUUUUGAUAAGUUUCGGUAUCUCUUCCAAUAUCGAUACGAGUGGGGAGCGUGUCAUUAGUGUGAAAACUGGGGUUUCGUGCGUGGUGAUGAAAGCGACUCCGGCGUAACAUUGAUUGACGACUUGCUUUACCUCUCAAAGCUCGUUUCGGUGGUAUUCUUCAGCAGGAUGGGUGCCUCUAAUAUCGAGGAGCUAUCCCUGUACAACAGCUCUAUCCUAGCGAAUCUUAACUUUGCUGGUUCACCGGCCACAUUCAACCCGCCCAUAUCGGCCGACAAUCCCGGCGAACCAUGGCUGAAAGUUCGCCCUCUGCAAACCGGCGAUUUCCACCGUGGAUUCCUGCAGAUAUUGUCUCAGCUGACGGCGGUCGGCAACGUUUCUUUGGCGCAAUUUUUAAAUCGAUUCGCCCAAAUGCGUGCCAGUGGAGACUAUUUCGUUACGGUAAUAGUCGACACCCGGAGUGAUAAGAUUAUCGGAAGUGCCACUCUGGUGCUCGAGCACAAGUUCAUCCACGGCUGUUCAGUCCGGGGUCGCUUGGAGGAUGUGGUAGUAGAUGACACCUAUCGAGGCAAGCAGCUUGGAAAGCUAAUCGUCGUAACCGUAUCGUUGCUCGCUCAACGUCUGGGCUGCUACAAGAUGUCUCUGGACUGCAAGGACAAGCUGAUUCCGUUCUACAAAUCGAUAGGCUACGUACUGGAACCCGGAAACUCCAACACGAUGAACAUUCGCUACGAGCAGCCAAGCGCGGCGGUUUCUGCCAACCACACGUCGGGCUCAGAACCGACACUCCCAAUCGAUCCCUCCUGACAAUUAGCCGCCGGUACUGCGAACCAAAAAUCCAAGCUCUAAAGUCCAAAUGCGAACAGUGGCCGCAUUAUCAAGAAACUCAGCUGCACAGGACAGCCACAAUUCGUCCAAAAUUUCGUUGAGCAUCAAGCUUCUCCUGUUACCAUCACCAGCAUGCAGCUAAGUUUUCAACGGACAGAGCAUCGGUUUUCAAUUAUGAUAUAGUGCGAGCACGUCGGAUUAUUUCAAUAAUUGGAUUUCAAUUGGAUUUUUGAUAGUAGUAUCUGGCACAAGACUGGAUUAUUUUCAUAUUUUUUUCAUUGUGGUGAAAGUGUUUUAUUGGGCCUUUUAAUAUCUAUGUUUGAAAAAGAAAAUACUAAAUCACGGAGCAUGCCAAAUUCGCACUCUGUGUCGCUGUUUAAAAAUUCUCUUUUAUUUAGUAUUAAAGAUACCAAAAAAUAA
Culex pipiens pallens (northern house mosquito) is the source of this 1408-nucleotide messenger RNA. It is a transcript of the gene Gnpnat, whose product is annotated as probable glucosamine 6-phosphate N-acetyltransferase. Bases 329 to 967 code for a protein of 212 amino acids. NCBI's taxonomy places the organism in Eukaryota, Metazoa, Arthropoda, Insecta, Diptera, Culicidae. Gene Ontology annotation, biological process: UDP-N-acetylglucosamine biosynthetic process. Gene Ontology annotation, molecular function: glucosamine 6-phosphate N-acetyltransferase activity; monosaccharide binding. Gene Ontology annotation, cellular component: endoplasmic reticulum-Golgi intermediate compartment; Golgi apparatus; endoplasmic reticulum. The record is from RefSeq and is a predicted model, not a curated record. The transcript has 4 exons.